GGCUGCGGCGUCAGUCGCGCACACGUUGCAGCUUCUAGCUUUUGGCGUGGCGGGUGUGGAGCCGGCCUCGGGCGGGAGCACGGCUGCCGGUCGGCGAUGGCGACGCUCUGUCUGACAGUGAACGCGGGAGACCCUCCGCUGGGAGCUUUGCUGGCAGUGGAACAUGUGAAAGACAAUGUCAGCAUUUCCAUUGAAGAAGGGAAAGAGAAUAUUCUCCGUGUGUCAGAAAAUGUGGCGUUCACGGACAUCAAUUCUAUACUUCGCUACCUGGCCAGGGUGGCCACCUCCGCUGGGCUAUAUGGCUCCAACCAGCUGGAACACACUGAGAUUGAUCACUGGCUGGAGUUCAGUGCGACAAAAUUAUCUUCAUGUGAUUUGUUUCCUUCUGCACUCAACGAACUCAAUCUUGGCCUGUCUCUGAGAACCUACUUAGUAGGAAACACCUUGAGCUUAGCAGAUUUAUGUGUUUGGGCCACGCUGAAAGGAAGUGCUGCGUGGCAGGAGGAAUUGAGACAGAGCAAGGCCCCAGUGCACGUGAAGCGCUGGUUUGGCUUCCUGGAAGCCCAGCAACCCUUCCGGUCAGUCGGCGCCAAGUGGAACAUUUCCCCAGCUAGAGCCAAAGUGGCGCCCGAGAAGAAGCAAGAUGUUGGGAAGUUUAUUGAGCUCCCAGGUGCUGAGAUGGGGAAGGUUACUGUCCGCUUUCCUCCAGAAGCCAGUGGGUACUUACACAUCGGGCAUGCGAAGGCCGCACUUCUGAACCAACACUACCAGGUUAACUUCAAAGGGAAACUGAUCAUGAGAUUUGAUGACACAAAUCCCGAAAAAGAGAAGGAAGAUUUUGAGAAGGUUAUCUUGGAAGAUGUUGCUAUGUUGCAUAUCAAGCCAGACCAAUUCACCUAUACCUCAGAUCACUUUGAAACCAUCAUGAAAUAUGCAGAGAAGCUGAUUCAGGAAGGGAAGGCUUAUGUGGAUGAUACUCCGGCUGAGCAGAUGAAGGCUGAGCGCGAGCAGAGGGCAGAAUCUAAACACAGAGGAAACUCUGUUUCGAAGAAUCUGCAAAUGUGGGAAGAAAUGAAGAAGGGGAGCCCAUUUGGCCAGUCCUGUUGUUUGCGAGCAAAAAUCGACAUGAGCAGUAACAAUGGAUGCAUGAGGGACCCCACCCUAUAUCGCUGCAAAAUCCAGCCGCAUCCACGAACUGGAACGAAGUACAAUGUUUACCCGACGUACGAUUUUGCCUGUCCCAUAGUUGACAGCAUCGAGGGUGUGACACAUGCCCUGCGAACAACCGAGUACCAUGAUCGGGAUGAGCAGUUUUACUGGAUCAUUGAAGCCUUGGGGAUCAGGAAACCGUACAUCUGGGAAUACAGCCGGCUCAAUCUCAACAACACUGUGCUCUCCAAAAGAAAGCUCACGUGGUUUGUCGACGAGGGGCUCGUGGAUGGCUGGGAUGACCCUCGGUUUCCCACGGUGCGCGGUGUCCUGCGGAGAGGAAUGACGGUGGAGGGGCUGAAGCAGUUCAUCGCCGCCCAGGGCUCCUCACGGUCGGUUGUGAACAUGGAAUGGGACAAAAUUUGGGCAUUUAACAAAAAGCUGCGAGCGCUCUGUAAGAAGGUCAUCGACCCAGUGGCCCCCCGCUUUGUGGCCUUAUUGAAGAGGGAAGUGGUCCCGGUGAACAUCCCUGAGGCGCGGGAAGAGAUGAAGGAAGUGGCCAAGCACCCAAAGAAUCCUGACGUUGGCUUGAAGCCUGUGUGGUAUAGCCCUCGAGUCUUCAUCGAAGGAGCUGAUGCGGAUACGCUGUCAGAGGGAGAGAUGGUGACUUUCAUAAACUGGGGCAACAUCAACAUCACUAAAGUGCACAAGAGUGCAGAUGGGAAAAUUGUAUCUCUUGAUGCGAAAUUGAAUUUGGAGAACAAAGACUACAAGAAAACAACAAAGAUCACUUGGCUCGCAGAGAGCACUCGUGCACCCCCUGUGCCAGCUGUCUGCGUCACUUACGAGCACCUGAUCACAAAGCCUGUGCUCGGGAAGGACGAGGACUUCAAACAGUAUAUUAACAGGAACACGAAGCAUGAAGAGCUGAUGUUGGGCGACCCCUGCCUUAAAGAUCUCCGAAAGGGAGACAUCAUACAGCUGCAGAGACGGGGCUUCUUCAUCUGCGACCAGCCUUAUGAGCCCGUCAGUCCAUAUAGCUGCAAAGAAGCCCCGUGUGUCUUGAUAUAUAUUCCGGACGGACAUACGAAGGAGAUGCCAACAGCUGGGUCAAAGGAAAAGACCAAAGUGGAAGCCUCGAAAACUGAGACAGCUGCUGCCGUGAGUGCUCCCCGUGCUGCAGUGGAGGACCCCGUGGUUCUGUACAACCGAGUGGCCGCUCAGGGGGAUGCCGUGCGCGAGUUAAAGGCCAGGAAAGCCACCAAGGAAGAGGUCGACACAGCUGUCAGGCAGCUUCUGGCUUUGAAAGCAGAGUAUAAGGAGAAAACGGGCCAGGAGUACAAGCCGGGCUGCCCUCCCGCCGCCGCGCCUCUGAAGGCCACUGCCCAGGCCGCGCCCAGCGCUCUGUCUGCUCAGGCUCUGUAUGAGGCGGUCGCGGCCCAAGGGGAGGCUGUUCGGAAGCUGAAGGCUGAGAAAGCCCCCAAGGCUAAGAUCAGUGAGGCAGUGGAGUGCUUGCUGUCCCUGAAAGCGCAGUAUAAGGAGAAAACUGGGAAGGAGUAUGUUCCUCCUGCACAGCCCUCGCCGCCGAGCUCAGGCCCAGGCCCGGCCCACACCUCUCAGCCCAGUGCUCCAGAAACUCCGGAAGCCAAAGCGCUUUUCAACAAAGUGGCUUCUCAGGGGGACGUGGUCAGAAAGCUUAAGGCGGAGAAGGCCUCUAAGGACCAGGUCGACGGGGCCGUGCAGGAGCUCCUGCAACUGAAGGCGCAGUACAAGGCCCUGACGGGAGUGGAGUACAAGCCGGUCUCAGCUACGGGGGCUGAGGACAAGGACAAGAAGAAGAAAGAGAAAGAAAAUAAGUCGGAGAAGCAGAAUAAGCCUCAGAAGCAGAACGAUGGCCUGAAGAAGGAGCCCUCUAAGAGCCCGGGGAGUGGCCUCCCAUCCGGUGGGGCCGGAGAGGGCCAGGGGCCUAAAAAGCAGACCAGGCUGGGGCUGGAGGCGAAGAAAGAAGAGAAUCUUGCAGAUUGGUAUUCUCAGGUAAUCACAAAGGCAGAAAUGAUUGAGUACUAUGAUGUCAGCGGCUGCUACAUCCUUCGGCCCUGGGCCUAUUCCAUUUGGGAAGCCAUCAAGGACUUUUUUGACUCUGAGAUAAAGAAGCUGGGUGUCGAGAACUGCUACUUCCCAAUGUUCGUGUCUCAGAGCGCGCUGGAGACAGAGAAGACACACGUAGCUGACUUUGCCCCAGAGGUUGCAUGGGUUACGAGAUCUGGCAAAACAGAGUUGGCAGAGCCAAUUGCUGUCCGCCCGACGAGUGAGACAGUGAUGUAUCCUGCCUAUGCCAAGUGGGUGCAGUCGCACCGGGACCUGCCCAUCCGGCUCAACCAGUGGUGCAACGUGGUGCGCUGGGAGUUCAAGCACCCUCAGCCUUUCCUGCGCACGCGCGAGUUCCUGUGGCAGGAGGGUCACAGUGCGUUUGCCACAUUUGAGGAAGCUGCGGAGGAGGUCUUGCAGAUCCUCGACCUGUACGCACAGGUGUAUGAAGACCUCCUGGCUAUUCCUGUCGUCAAAGGGAAGAAGACGGAGAAGGAGAAGUUUGCAGGUGGGGACUACACCACCACCGUGGAGGCCUUCAUUUCGGCGAGCGGCAGAGCCAUCCAGGGGGCCACGUCCCAUCAUUUGGGACAGAACUUUUCCAAAAUGUUUGAAAUCAUUUUUGAAGACCCAAAGAUGCCAGGAGAAAAGCAGUUUGCCUACCAGAACUCCUGGGGCCUGACAACACGCACGAUAGGCGUCAUGACCAUGGUUCAUGGGGACAACAUGGGUUUAGUCUUGCCGCCCCGGGUGGCCUGCGUCCAGGUGGUGGUUAUUCCUUGUGGCAUCACAAAUGCACUUUCUGAAGAAGACAGAGAAGCUCUGAUUGCAAAAUGCAAUGACUAUCGGCGGCGAUUACUGGGUGCGAACAUUCGAGUUCGAGUUGAUUUGAGAGAUAACUACUCUCCAGGGUGGAAGUUCAACCACUGGGAGCUCAAGGGCGUUCCCAUUAGGCUGGAAGUGGGGCCCCGAGACAUGAAGAGCUGUCAGUUCGUGGCAGUUCGGCGAGAUACGGGAGAGAAGCUGACGGUUGCUGAAGCGGAGGCAGAGACAAGGCUGCGUGCUCUUCUGGACGACAUCCACGCCAGCCUCUUUGCCAGGGCUUCUGAAGACCUCAGGACCCACAUGGUUGUCUCGGAUACAAUGGAAGACUUCCAGAAGGCACUCGACUCGGGAAAGAUCGUGCAGAUUCCGUUCUGCGGGGAAAUUGACUGUGAGGACUGGAUCAAGAAGACCACGGCAAGGGAUCAGGAUCUGGAGCCCGGGGCUCCGUCUAUGGGGGCAAAAAGCCUUUGCAUCCCCUUCCAACCCCUUAGGCAGCUGCAGCCCGGAACUCGGUGCAUCUGCGGCAAGAACCCUGCCAAGUACUACACCUUGUUUGGCCGGAGCUACUAGGGAGCUCCCCACCGGCACGCUUCCUGAACAGUGGCCCACCGCCUCCCAGAUGGAGACCAUCUGACAAUUUUUUACAAAUAGAAGUUCUAAAAGGAAGUUGCAUGGGAUGGGCACCUGUUCUUAUGCUUAAU
Messenger RNA from Sorex fumeus (smoky shrew), 4763 nucleotides. RefSeq names its product glutamyl-prolyl-tRNA synthetase 1 (gene EPRS1). NCBI's taxonomy places the organism in Eukaryota, Metazoa, Chordata, Mammalia, Eulipotyphla, Soricidae. Gene Ontology annotation, biological process: glutamyl-tRNA aminoacylation; prolyl-tRNA aminoacylation; translation. Gene Ontology annotation, molecular function: glutamate-tRNA ligase activity; proline-tRNA ligase activity; ATP binding. The transcript has 33 exons. Gene Ontology annotation, cellular component: aminoacyl-tRNA synthetase multienzyme complex; cytoplasm. Bases 97 to 4632 code for a protein of 1511 amino acids. The record is from RefSeq and is a predicted model, not a curated record.